AUGCCAACUGGUGGUGGAAGAUUCCGUGUAAGCUCAGUAACAGCUGGAGCAUCAUCAGAUGAGCCUCAGCAGCAGGUUAUAGCUUCAACGACAACAAUCUCAGGAGAUCAUGUCACCUUGACAAUACCAGUAAAUGGAACAAAAGAUGAUGGCGCUGAAAGAAUUCCGCUGUGUGAACAACAUUCUCCACUCGCCUUAUAUGAGCAAGAUUAUGACACUCAGGGACAGAAAAUUGGGCAAAUGUUGCGGAAAUUGUCCGUUUACAAUGCAACAGAGCCAACAGCAGAAGAAGCUGAUGAGAAGCCUAAACAGGCGGCGAAAAUGGGUACAAUUAUGGGAGUAUUUUUGCCUUGCUUGCAAAAUAUUUUCGGUGUAUUAUUCUUUAUUCGUAUGGUUUGGAUUAUUGGUACUGCCGGAAUCUUUCAAGCUUUCUUCGUUGUCCUUGUUUGUGUUUCUGUUACGUUCUUGACUUCAAUCUCAUUGUCAGCUAUUGCCACGAACGGGGUGGUAUCGGGUGGUGGACCGUAUUAUAUGAUCAGUAGGAAUCUCGGUCCUGAACUCGGUGGAGCUGUGGGAAUUCUAUUCUACUUGGGUACAACAAUAGCAGCUUCUAUGUAUAUUAUUGGAGCUGUUGAAAUUCUUCUGCUUUACAUUAUUCCUGGUGCCAAAGUAUUCGAAGAUAUAUUCCAUAAUUACCGUUUGUUGGGUACAGUAUUGUUAUUCAUCCUCGGUAUGAUAGUGUUGGCAGGAGUAAAGGUUGUUAAUAAGUUUGCUCUUCCAAUGGUUUUUGUUGUCAUCUUCUGUAUUUUAUCAUCAUUCAUUGGAGUAGCAGUACGGUUCAAUGGUUCUGAUGAAUUGAAAUAUUGUAUGGUCGGAGAUCGGCCAGUUGAUCUUGUAGGAUAUUUUGAGGAACAUAGAGUUGCUGUGAACUGUACAGUAGACGGAUUGAAUCCGCUCUUCUGUUCAGACAAUGGCACUUGUGAUCCGUAUUUCACUAAAGUCAAAAACAUAAAAGUCUGGAGAGGAACGAAUCUUCCAGCUGUUCGUCAAGAAAGAGCCAUCAAAGGAAUAGCGAGCGGAGUUUUCUGGGAUAAUUUAUGGCCAAAACACACUAGAGUUGGAGAAAUAUUAUCGAAAGAUCCCAAAGACAAAGCAACUAAACAAAACACAAAUGGAUUUUAUAUAUUUGCUGAUACAACCACUUCUUUCAUGAUUCUUAUUGGUGUCUUCUUCCCAUCAGCCACAGGAAUUAUGGCUGGUUCAAACAGAUCUGGAAACUUGAGGGACGCUUCACGUUCUAUCCCAUUAGGUACUUUAGGAGCUCAACUGACAACUAGUACAGUUUAUCUAUUGGGAGUAAUUUUCUUUGGAGCAACUGUGUCAGAAAUGAUGAUCAGGGACAAGUUCGGAUCAUCGGCAAUGGGUAAAUUAUUAGUGUCCGAGAUUGCCUGGCCUCUUCCCAUUGUUAUUCUUUUUGGUUCUUUCUUGGCCACCGUAGGAGCUGGAAUGCAAUCUUUAACUGGAGCACCUCGUCUUCUCCAAGCCAUUGCAUCAGAUGAUGUUAUUCCUUUCCUGAAGCCAUUCCGAAAAAUUGAUAACAGAGGAGAACCCAUUCGUGCUAUUUUCUUAACUCUCAUCAUUUGUGAAAUGGGAAUUCUGAUUGCUGUCAUUGAGAAUAUCACAGCCCUAAUUACUCAAUUCUUUUUGAUGUGUUAUUUGGGUGUUAACACUGCUUGUGCUCUUCAAUCUCUUCUCAAAUCGCCGGGUUGGAGACCAAGUUUUAGAUAUUUCCAUUGGGCUUUGUCCUUGAUUGGAUCGUUUUUAUGUGUUGCUGUUAUGUUUAUAUCAGCUUGGCAUUUCGCCCUCAUAGCUAUUUUCAUUGGAGCUGCUGUUUAUAAAUACAUUGAAUAUGCUGGUGCCGAGAAAGAAUGGGGAGAUGGAAUUCGAGGAUUAGGAUUGAGUGCGGCUCGAUUUGCUUUACUGAACUUGGAUAAUAAACCACAGCAUUCUCGUAACUGGCGUCCCCAGUUAUUAGUUUUGGUUGAUGAAGUUGAUAAUCCAGCAACUCAAGGAAUGUUGGCAUUUGUCUCUCAGCUCAAAGCUGGAAAGGGACUUACUCUCGUAUCCUUAUGUAUGAAAGGUGAUUACGCUGAUGACUAUGCUCAAGCAGGAGCUUAUCAACACAGUAUGGAAGCUCUACUUCGUAAAAAUAAAAUUAGAGGGUUCUGUGACGUUUUAGUCACAUCAGAUGUUAUUGAUGGAGUCAGCUGCUUAAUCCAAACUUCGGGUCUUGGAGGUCUUCGACAUAAUACAGUUAUGCUCACUUGGCCAGAACAGUGGAAUAGUGAAAGACAGUGGUCUGUUGGCCAUAAAUUCGUUUCGGCAAUUCGUGCCAUAUCAGCUGCCAAAUGUGCCAUUCUGGUGCCAAAGAAUGCUGCUACCUUCCCAUCAUCAUCUACUAAAGUCUCAGGAAAUAUUGAUGUAUGGUGGGUAGUUCAUGAUGGAGGUCUUCUCAUGCUUCUGCCUUUCCUUCUCCGUCAACACAAGACUUGGAAGAAUGCCAAAGUUCGUCUUUUCGCCAUUGCUCAAGUGGAAGACAAUAAUGUACAAAUGAAACAAGAUCUCGAAAGAUUCUUAUAUCAAUUACGUAUAGAAGCUCAAGUUCAUAUCAUUGAGAUGACCGAUUCUGAUAUUUCUGACUAUACUUAUGAAAGAACGCUCAAAAUGGAAGAACGAACAAGAAUGCUAAAAAGUUUGAACAAGUCUGAAAGAGAUAGAGAUAUUCAAAUUCACCUUGAUGACAUCACAAGAGAAAGAAAACUAAGUAAAAUUAAUGAAGAAGAGGCGGCCGGAAUUUACGAAAAGAAGCUAGAAAACGUUGAAGAAGGUCACGAAGAGAUUGACGAGGAAAACAAAAAGCCAAAAGCUGAAGGGAAAGGUGUUCGAUUCAGUGAUGACAAGAACAUGCAAGAGGAAAAACCAAAGGAGAGCGAGGAGCUCAAGAGAAAACGAAGAUAUAAUGUUCAUAAGAUGCACACUGCUGUCAAACUCAAUGAGUUGAUGAAAGACAGAUCGGCUGAAAGUCAAUUAACUGUCAUUAACUUGCCAGGACCUCCUGAUAAUGAUUCUGAUACAUACUAUAUGGAAUUCAUUGAAGCUCUGACAGAAGGUAUGGAGAGAGUUCUCCUUGUUCGUGGAACUGGAGCUGAGGUUGUAACCAUAUACUCUUAA
This is a messenger RNA of Auanema sp. JU1783, 3231 nucleotides long. The record is from the annotation of a GenBank genome assembly. Lineage: Eukaryota; Metazoa; Nematoda; Chromadorea; Rhabditida; Rhabditidae.